GUUGUGAUAAUGUUACUGUACAGUGUAUCAUACCUUAGUCUACCACUUAUGGCUAUCGUCGAUAAGCAGCGUAAGCUAAGUGAGUGGCUUUAUCUUUCGGGGGUGUUAGUUCUUUGGAUGUCUUCGUCGAUUAACUGGAUCUUCUAUGGACUUUUGAACAGACGAUUCAAGCGGGCCUAUUUACUAUUAUUCAACAGAAUUAGACAUGGUGCCUGUUCCGGUGAUAAGAGAAAUCGCAGAAUUGCUUCAAGUACAUCUGCCAGUAUCCCACGAAGCGGGGAGAUGGUACCCAGUGUGAAUCUAUUGGAAAAUGCACCUGUUCAUGAUGUUUCUGUCAUAACAGUUGCAUCCAAGCAAAGCGAAGAGAUAUCGCCCAUUCUGUCCCAUCCCGUUUCCCAAUCGUCCAAUCCCGUGCCUCAAUCGUCCCAAUUUCCACCUCAUUCCUCCCUUUUUAUAUCUCAAUCGUCCCACCCUAUACCUCAAUCGUCCCAAUUUGCACCUCAUUCCUCCCACCCUAUACCUCAAUUGUCCCACCCUGCACCUCAAUCGUCCCAUCACGUGCCUCAAUCGUCC
Messenger RNA from Owenia fusiformis, 573 nucleotides. The record is from the annotation of a GenBank genome assembly. NCBI's taxonomy places the organism in Eukaryota, Metazoa, Annelida, Polychaeta, Sabellida, Oweniidae.